AUGUUCGAACCUAAAAUCACACAACCUGAUAACGGUAAAAUGCUGGAUGGUCCGAAAGAUGUACGAGAAAACCUGAAGAGUUAUAAGGACUCCGUUGAAAAAGAGACAACAAUAUCCCGGCCAAUAAGAUCCCCUUUAUUGCUAGACGUUGGUGUAUUAUUUGAGAAUGGAACUACGACGCACUAUCCAAACACAGUCUACACCAAUGCGGUUGAAAACGAUAUUCAAUCAAAUUCGCUCCCUGAAGAGAGUGGUAAACUUAAACAAAGUCGGCAGCUUGUAGUAACAAAAUCCGCAACUAUCUUCACGUCACCCGGCCACGAGAAAACCCUCAAUAACACGGCAUCGUCUAUGGAGCUAACUGCAAACGUAGUGAGAGAUUUGACCAGUGAACAGGCGACACCAAUGAUCCCGAUAACUGCCCUGCCACGGUACUCGGUCACAUACACGGGGACAACGAAAGCAGAUAACAUUACUACUAACAGCAUCUCAAAGUUGACAACUAGCCUGAUCAAGACCGGAAACUUGACAGCUAUCUCCUCCACACCUGAAAAUGGUGGAACUAACCUUGAUGAGAGUUCAUUCAAGCCAUUAACACACUUGUGGACCAAUUCCAUUGACGCCAAAUCAUAUCGUUUGGUGAAUCUUAACCGGCGAUCCCAAAAAAUAUCUCCAAACGUUAAUUUGGUGACUUCAACAACCUUUCGUCCACCAAGAGGUAGAAAACCAAGGAAUUUGAAGAAAGCACAGUGGAGCAAAACAUUUCAAACUUCUAGUCGCACCAAAACCGCUCUAGAAAAAAGUCAAGACACGAGACAAGAUGAAAAUGUGUUCCUCAGACCACGCACUGGCAAUCCAACUUUAUCUCUGACGAGAAAAAGUGAAUUAGGCUUGCUACCCAUCCCUCGGGUAGUGGACACUGACACAACUAAAAAAGUGCCAAAGAAGAUUAACCCUCAAGAAUAUGAUUAUGACGUGGAAGUUGAUCGAGAUGCGGAAUGGCAUGAGGCUGGCCAAAAAGCAGAGGAGGAUGAAAAUGACUGCAAAUAUAUUUGUGACGGAACCAAGCGCAUGAGGGCAAGUGCAGAUUUUACAGUUAAAACCGCGAUAUUUCAGACCGGUGCUCCUGCGCUUCAAACUACAAUAUUGCAACCAGAGAACUCAGUAAGCAGUCAGGUGACAACUACAGAACCAGCAGAGAGCAGCUCUGCAAAAGGCUACAAUCUGGGAGGUACUGACAAAAUAUCUGGUUCUGAAAAACUGGUGAAUUUACCAAUUGGGAAGGAACCAGAAACCAAUACUCCCAGAAAAUAUGACCCUGAUGAGCCCAGGCUAGUAGAUGUGCAAAAGUAUCCGCACAAAUAUGAGAAAAAUGAAAUUCAGAAGAUCGAAAUUACCAAGAAAAGGGUGCUUUACGGAAAAUUUUUGCGAUAUUUUUCAAGCAGACUGAAGAAACAUUAG
Opisthorchis viverrini is the source of this 1461-nucleotide messenger RNA. RefSeq lists its product as hypothetical. The record is from RefSeq and is a predicted model, not a curated record. Lineage: Eukaryota; Metazoa; Platyhelminthes; Trematoda; Opisthorchiida; Opisthorchiidae. The coding region runs from base 1 to 1461 and encodes 486 amino acids. The transcript has a single exon.